UUUGAAGUCCGUUUUCAACAUCCCUUCUUCCUCGCAGGACUGCUCUUGUUGUUCCGGCCUCCCAUUCUUCUCACGGAUGCGAUCGAUGGCAAGAAUCUUCGCCGUUGCGUUCGCCGGAGCUAGAUAAGACGGUAAGUUCGCAGAAGUAGACCAACUGCUAUCGAUGGGGCAGUCUAUUUCAUCUCCCUUGAAGCAGGCAUCUGCUGCCUCUCGUCGCUCUCGAAGCUGCACCUCUUUCGUUAUGAGUUCCGAAGAUUCCGAUUCUGAUGUUUAUCUAUCCGGCGAGACCGCUCGAGAUCACACAGCGGAGCUUCCCGGCGAGGUGCUUGCCCUAAUAUUUCAGGGACUUGGGUCUAGCGACCGAAAGCGGUGUUCCUUGGUCUGUUGGCGAUGGUUCGCGAUUGAGGGUCAGAACCGCCAUCGCCUCUCUAUUGACGCUCGGGCCGCGCUCCUGGAUGCAGUUCCGUCACUCUUUGCGCGCUUUGAUGCGGUAUCGAAACUGGCUCUCAAGUGUGAUCGCCGUACCGACAGCAUCGGCGAUGAGGCGCUUGGUCUCAUCGCGCAGCGUUGCCCUAAUCUCUCCCGCUUGAAGCUCCGGGCGUGUCGAGAGCUAACGGAGGCUGGGAUGUCUGUGUUAGCGAAACAUUGCCCUAGUCUUCGUAAGCUAUCUUGCGGAUCUUGUACCUUUGGUGCUCGUGGUGUGGAGGCCGUCCUACGUGGAUGUACUCUCCUAGAAGAACUCUCAAUCAAGCGCCUCCGGGGGUUGAACGAGGCAGGCAGUAAUAUUGCUAUUUCUUCUUCUUCUCUCCGGUCUAUUUGUCUCAAGGAGCUCUACAAUGGCCAGUGCUUUGGCCCAGUCAUCGCCAGCUCGCCAAAUCUUCGAACGCUCAAGCUUUUCCGGUGUGCCGGCGAGUGGGAUUGCAUUCUUGAAGAUGUUGCAGAGAAGGUGACCGGCCUUGUCGAGGUCCAUCUUGAGAAGCUGCAGGUCAGCGAUCGUGGUCUCUUUGCUCUUUCAUACUGUACCAAUCUGGAGGUGCUUCAUCUCGUCAAGACGCCAGAGUGCACUGACGCCGGACUAAUUGCUUUUACCGAGAAAUGCAGGCUGCUGAGAAAGAUACAUAUCGAUGGUUGGAAGACAAAUAGGAUUGGCGAUGAAGGUCUUAUGGCCGUUGCAAAACGUUGCCCUAACCUGCAGGAACUUGUUUUGAUUGGGGUUAAUCCCACUUCUCUCAGCCUCGGACUUAUUGGAAGUAAUUGUAGAAAUUUAGAAAGAUUGGCUCUUUGUGGAAGUGAGACUUUUGGUGAUAAGGAAAUUUCUUGUAUUGCUGCGAAGUGCAUGGCUUUAAAGAAGCUUUGUAUUAAGGGUUGCCCUGUUUCUGAUCAAGGGAUGGAAGCUCUCGCUGAUGGAUGUCCUAACCUAGUCAAGGUUAAAGUAAAGAAAUGCAGGGCUGUUACUCCACAUGUGGCUGAUUGGUUGAGGUCUACCAGAGCUUCAUUGGCCGUGAAUUUGGACAACAUCAAUCAGGUUGAACUGCAGGAGGCAUGCAUGAGUGAGAGUGGCAUGAUGGAUAAUGGUGUAGAGGAGAUUCCAGUUUUGGUUGAUCCAUUUUCCUCACUGGAUGUUCCUUCAAGCAGCAGUGGUAGGACAGGGCAUUGGAAGAGGAUAGGUUUUAUUGCUGGAAGGAAUUUCUUUGCGCCUACUUUUAGGAGAUUUUUUCAUGGUAACAACAAUUCCCAUCACCUAUGAGAGGAAAGAGGAAGAUUUUCUUUCCUUCAUCACAAUCGGAUAAUUAAGUAUUGUACCUUUCUGCUAAAAACUUUUUAAGCUUGUAUUUGUUUUAUUUUCAUUUUUUGGCUGUU
Molecule: messenger RNA, 1860 nt
Organism: Phalaenopsis equestris
Lineage: Eukaryota; Viridiplantae; Streptophyta; Magnoliopsida; Asparagales; Orchidaceae
Product: F-box protein At1g47056
Exons: 1
Coding region: 164-1747 (527 amino acids)
Biological process (GO): SCF-dependent proteasomal ubiquitin-dependent protein catabolic process
Cellular component (GO): SCF ubiquitin ligase complex
Molecular function (GO): protein binding
Source: RefSeq, a predicted model, not a curated record